This is a messenger RNA of Paramecium sonneborni, 4669 nucleotides long. The record is from the annotation of a GenBank genome assembly. NCBI's taxonomy places the organism in Eukaryota, Ciliophora, Oligohymenophorea, Peniculida, Parameciidae.
AUGUUAAAUUAAACAUUAAAUGAUGCUUAAAUAGUGGCUGGUAUUGAUAACUUGAAAUAGAAAGUAUUUGUUAUAUGUAAAUAACCAUAGAAUCUUUGUAUAUAUAAUUAUGAACUAUAUCCAAAUGGUGAAAAACCAUUAUUAUUGAUGUGUAAUCAAUAUUUAGCAGUAGAUGAUAAAUUAAAGUGGAGUAUAUUUUUAAGUUAUGUUCACACAUUAGGUAUUAAAGAUUAUAUGUAAUAUAUAGGUUUAAAAGUAGAUAGAUAAUUCUAUGUAAAUUUAGGCAAAAUAUAUGAAUAGAUAUUUAGUCAUUGUUAUGAGGAAGAUCUUAUACAAUUAGAAUAAGAGUUUGGUAAACCUGCUGAAGGAUAUCAAGAUAAUCAAUUAUAAGAAUUAUUCUUCAUGUUUUCAAAAUGUUCACCUUUUAAUAAUGAUGCUAAAACUGGAAGAUUUCUUAAAAUUGGUGCUUAAUUACAGCCAGAAAAUCUAGAUGAUAGAUCCACCGUUGUUGCAGUUCAAUUAUUUAGAAAGUUUUUUCUCUAAUAUGCUGAUUAUAACUUUAAAGUAAAGAACAAUUUAAAUUUCAGCAACCAAAUCCAUUUCAUAUUAUUAAAAACAGUAACGUAAUGCAUUAUGAUACUACUCUUGUAAGAGAAAAGAUAGUCAAUUUAAUGAUGAAAAAUUAAGACUUUUUAAAUUAUAUAGAACAACAUACCUCACUAUUUCAACAUCAUUUACUUUUUGAAUAAUAAAAAAAAUUAGAUCAUUAAAAAGAUAGUUUAAUGAAAUUUCUUAGUGAAAAUACUGAUUUACAACAUUUUAUAAUUAUGGUUUAUGAUUUAUUGAAUAAAGUAACUGAAGGAGAAUUUAAUUCAACUCUAAUACUUAAACAUAUUUCAUUAUAAAUUCUAGAUCCAUUUAUACAUCCACUUGCAUUAUCAAUAUGCGAUUUUUAUGAAUAAAUUUUAGAUGAAGAAUCUGAUGGUACAGAAGAAAUCAAAUAAAUGAAAGAAAAAUAAUAUCUCCCAAAAAUUACAUUCUUAAAUAUGGAUGGAUUUGAUUCUGAAUUCAAUUAUAAAUUAUUAGAUAAUUAUUCAGAUUCUUGUUAAUAUAUCUCAGUAUUAGAUGAAAUGUUAGAUUCUGAUGACAAAUCAUAAAUGUUUGAUUUAGUAACUAAAAAUAAAACUUGUUUUAUGCAAGCUAAAAAUUCUUAUAUCAUUCCUAUUAGAUAGAGUCAUAAUUAAAAAAGAUUAAAUGAUAUGCAUUUUAGACAUAUCUUAGAUUUAUUAGUAUAUCCACUUAUUAAAUCAUUCUAACCUUAAGUUAUUAUAUUUAGUUAUUCUUUUGCAUAUUUUAAUUAAGAAUCAGAUAUCCAAUUAUCUUCUAAAUUAUUUACAGAAAUUACAACUCAUCUAUCAUUGAUUAGUAAUUAUAAGGUAAUUUUUCUACCCAGAAUUUUAUCAUCAGGAGUUUAAAUUUAAGAUCAUAGAUUUGAAAUUGAACUUUUAAAAACUGAUCAUAAAAAUAUCUAAUAUUACUUAAAUAUUUAUAUAACUCAUGUUUAACAAAGCUUUAAGUUUUUACAUCCAUCUAAUUAACAACAUUGUGAAUUAUCACAUUAUGCAAAUAAUGCUAUGAAAAUAGUUAAGAGUAAUAGUUUUUAUGAAAAAAAAAAGUAAGGCAAUAUUAUAUAUUUUGUUCUAAAUAAAGAAAAAGAAAGAUAUAUGUUUGAAAUAUUAUCAGGCUUUCUUGAAUCAUGCAGAAGUAUUAUUCUAAUUUACUAUUCUUAGAAUCAUAUUUAUAAGAAGUUAAAGAUAAGGAUAAACGUAUGUAAGAUCCAAAUUUAUAAUGUUAAGAUUUGCUAUAAUAUAAGUUAUCUUAUGCUGAACUUCUAAAAAAACUAUAUUAAUAUCAUGAAAAACAUUUUUUUAGUAAUUUAUUCAAAUCCACUUAAUAAUAAAUUCAUACUUACAAAUUAUUAUCAAAGUAACAUUAAAAAACUUAAAUAAAAGAAGAUUCUUAAUUUGUUUCUUUUUUGGCAUAAGAUUUAAAAGAUUAUGUUUAUGUUAUAGAUAAUUUGAUUAACAGUAAUUUAAUCUUAUAUUUAAUAGAUGAACCUUAAUUGUUAUAAAUAUAUCUAAGAAGAUUACAAUCUCCAGUUUAUAUCCACAACAGACUAACUUAAUACUUUGUAAAUUACAAAUUAAAAAGCAUACUUUUUAUUAAUGUGUUAUCAUUUAUUGAUAUAAGAGAUAUUGGAAUUGUAAGAUGUUAUUAAAAGCUAAUAGAUUAAAAUAGAAUGCAUACUAAGUAUGUUAGGUGAAUUAUGAAAAAUAUCUAAAUCCUGUAUAAAAAACCUAUCAAAUUUGGGCAGAGAUUGUAAUUAUUCAUGAAACAACAGAACCUGUAUUUUUUAGAUCGUUGUGUUUUGAUAAAUAAAAAAAUAAUGUUUAUUGCAUUUAUGGCAAAGAGGCAAAAAAUAAUACUUUACGUGAUUCAAUUGAUACAUUUAAUUUUGAAAAAGUAUAAAACUUUAAAUUAAAUUAGAACACAUUUACAACUAUUUAUAGAGAUAAAAAAACAAAAAAAGAAAGUGACACAUAUUUUGCUAGAGCAUAUGCUUCUUCUGUUGUAUUUUCUUUUAGUCAAUAAUCUAAGCCAUAUACUGAAGUUUGGACUUUUGGAGGAUCAUUUCUGUAUAUAUUUUAUAUAAUUUAAGAGGACAUUAUAAUUAAGUAUUUUAAAAUAUGGGAUUUUGUAAUUUAGUGGAAAGAUUAUUUAUUUGUGAAGAAUCUUACAGAUCUGAAAAAAUCAAUAAAGAAUAAAUUGUUCCAUUAUCUAUGAGACCUAUGUAUGGUUCAUUAAUGUUAAGUGUAUAGUAAGAUAUUUAAUUUAGUUAUAUAGAGAUAAUGAUGAAUCUGCCAUUUUAAUUAUUGGAGGAUCCUAAAAUGAAUUACUUGUUAAUAUUGAAUAACAAGAAUAUAUCGGAUAUAAAUUUCAACAAAUUGAUAAUCAUUAUUAUGUGAGUGCCAUUACUAAUUUUGGAUAAAAAAUCAGUCCCAUAAGUUUUUACUCAUAAAAUUAAAAUAUCUACUCCGAUUAAGACAAAAUUUAUAUUUUAAAUGAUGCUACUUAAAUAUUAGGAAAAUCUUAUAGAUGCAAUAAUGAAACAAAUGAAUUCGAAGAAACUGACCCUUUUUCUCCCUAUGGUAUUUUAAGUUUAACUUCUCUCAAAAUAUCAAAUAAUUUAUCAUCAUAAGAGAUAUUUAUGAAAAGAAAAAUCUCUAUUAUUAAUAUUGAUGCUAAUAAUAUUAUUUUAAAUGGAACUUAAGUUGUUUAACCUUUUGCUUAAAUGCAUAAAGCAAUGAAAUUCUUGUAUAAAGAAUAAGAUAAUGUAAAUUAUUAAGCAAGAAUUAUAUUUUAAGAUAAUAAUGAAAUAGUUGGAUUAAUUAAAAAUUUUGAAUUUACUAGAUACAUCUAUUUAUAUGUAAAUAUAAAAGAAGAUGAAGGUAUGCAUUAAGGUUAUCUAAAACCAUGUUCAAUGUGUGUUAGUUAUUCUAAUAAAAGUCUAUACUUACUUACUACAAAUAUUGAAAAUGGAUCAGUUUAUUUUACUAUUUAUAGUUAUCAAAUAAAUUAAUUGAUUUAAGAUAUUAAUUUAUCCUUAAAUAAUAAUAGUACAAAAUUAGUUUUAAAUGUUUAUACUGUCUUUGCUAAAGUUGUUAUGCAUCUAUCAAAUAAUGUUGAAAAGAUUUUUAAACACUUGACUUGUGAUGAUGAAAAUUUAUAUUUGAUUGGUGGAUACAUGGGACUUAUAUAUUAAUAGAAUGAUUUAGACUUAUUAUUAUUGUAAGGAUAACAAACUUAUAAAUAUCAUAAAAACAUAGAGAAUACAAAUAAUAAGAAUUUUAAAAUUCCUUUUGUUAAUCCUGAAUAAUCUUCCAAAUUCGGAUAAAGUAAUAAAUAUAUGUAUGAAUCUCCAUAUAUUAUUUGGACUAAUAUUGAUCAAAUAUUAAUAAUUGAAAAAUAAUUUAAAUAGAAAUACUUUAGUGAAGUAAUUGAUCGAGUUCAUCAUGAUUUUAAAAUUUGGAUAACUAAAUUUGAAAUUUAAAUUAAUGAAACAUGGGAAUAGGGUAUCUUAGUACUUCCAUCAUUUUUAUUAACUAAAUCAUAUGUAGAAAUGACAUCCUAAGUAGUUACUGAUAAAUUGAAGGAAUAAAUUUAACAUAGAAAACUCGAUUUAUUUUUAUAAAACAUAAAUACAGAAGUAAAACCUUUUGUUAUUUAUUUAUAGUUUGAAACUAUUGUAAAAAUUGUUGAUUACAUUUCAAUAGAUUAGAGAAUAAUAUUAACAUGUGCAGUUUAAGUCUUAAACUUUAUCUAAAUGCUAAGCUUUGAAUUUUCCUUAGAAAAUUAAGACGAGUAUUUAUUAUAAUACAAAUAUAAUGGAACCCAUUAAUAGCAUCAACAUGCUCGAAGAUAUUCAGUUCCUAUCUUUAUACCAAAAGUCACUCUUUUGGUUACUACUCAAAAAUAAGCGAUCAUUGAUGGAUAUCAAAUUUAUGAUCCCGUAAAUGAAUUUUAAACUAUUAGACAACAAUAUUAAAGCCAAAUCAUAGUUAAAAUGAAAGAAUAAAUCAAAGUUUAUAAUCUAAUUCCACAAACAUGA